Molecule: messenger RNA, 1251 nt
Organism: Zingiber officinale
Lineage: Eukaryota; Viridiplantae; Streptophyta; Magnoliopsida; Zingiberales; Zingiberaceae
Product: 18S rRNA aminocarboxypropyltransferase-like
Exons: 10
Coding region: 98-916 (272 amino acids)
Biological process (GO): maturation of SSU-rRNA
Molecular function (GO): rRNA small subunit aminocarboxypropyltransferase activity
Source: RefSeq, a predicted model, not a curated record
GUCUUGGUUCAGUGAGGACCGGUUCAACUCGUUCGUCUCCUAAGAAACCCUUGCUCUGCUGUGCUUUGAGGCGGUGGCGCCGCUCGUUCCAGCUCCGAUGGGAUACAACCGAUCACGCCGCCCUGGGAACCGCUCUGAUCGUCGAGGGCAGGCAGGUACUAGCCGAGGAACUCAGUGGAAUGAGGACCUGAACAGUUCGCUGCGAACGCAUGAAGAAGAUGGUCAUGAAGAAACUAAUACUCCAAGGAUUAAGCUUGCAAUGUGGGAUUUUGGACAAUGCGACAUUAAAAGAUGUACUGGUCGCAAACUAUCAAGAUUUGGAUUAUUGAGGGAACUUCGUGUAAAUAAUGGUUUUGGUGGUGUUGUCUUAAGUCCUGUUGGGAAGCAAUGUGUAUCCAAGGAAGAUCAGGAAUUGAUUGAGCGAAAAGGACUUGCUGUGGUGGAUUGCUCAUGGGCACGCCUGGAUGAUGUUCCUUUUAUUAAACUUCGCUGUGGUGCUCCUCGCCUUUUGCCUUGGCUGGUGGCAGCAAAUCCAGUGAAUUAUGGCCGUCCAUGUGAAUUAUCUUGUGUUGAGGCUCUGUCAGCCGCUUUGAUAAUCUGCGGUGAGGAGGACACAGCAAAUCUGCUGUUAGGCAAAUUCAAGUGGGGGCACUCAUUCUUGUCUCUCAACAGAGAGCUACUUAAUGCAUAUUCCAAUUGCCAGACUGGAUCUGAGGUGAUAUCUUUCCAGAACUCCUGGUUAGCUAGUAAUUCACGAAUUCCGAAGCAACCACCAUGCCUAGAAGGUACACCCAAUGCAUCUCUAUGUUCUGAUCCAUCUGGUAGUGAUUCUGAAGAAGGAUUGCCGCCGCUAGAAGAGAACUUGAACCACAUGACAUUACAAGAGAGUGGAGAAAGUGAUGAAGAAAGUGAAUGAAAGGUGGAGUUAUCACUGAAAUUUUAUCCGAACUAUUUGCCUAUUAACUUUAAGCUUUGGAGGUUAGAAAAUUCAUGAGAAGAAUACUCAAAAUUUCAGAAAUUAUUAUAGAGAAUCUUGAGAUAAAGCUGGGAUAUCUCAUGCUUCCUUCAUGACUGCGAUGGCUACAGAGUUGAAAGCGAACAUUUAGGAUAAAAUAAUUGACCUACUGUAUCAACUGCUCACUUGCACUAUAGUUUUGUAAUAUAAAUUCGAAUGAUAUUUAUUUUGAUGGAAUAGAAAAAAAACUGCAUCAAUUUACUGUAAAUUUCAAUGCAUGUUCUUCCUUCUUGUUG